Messenger RNA from Polychytrium aggregatum, 1311 nucleotides. Its product is annotated as nucleotide-diphospho-sugar transferase. The coding region runs from base 112 to 1125 and encodes 337 amino acids. Gene Ontology annotation, biological process: mannosyl-inositol phosphorylceramide biosynthetic process. Gene Ontology annotation, molecular function: mannosyltransferase activity. The record is from RefSeq and is a predicted model, not a curated record. Lineage: Eukaryota; Fungi; Chytridiomycota; Chytridiomycetes; Polychytriales. The transcript has 4 exons.
AUCGGAUCUCUUCUCGACGACAGAGAUUCUGGCCUUUUCCUCUCAAGCUACUCUGCCGCCUGACCUGCAUUCUAUUCCACGACCCCGAUCCGCCAUCGAGCCAACGCAGCCAUGAAACCCUUGCUGCCGCAAUACUACAAGAUCGGCCACAAGCCCGUGAUUCUCCAGCUGCUCGCCGUCAAUGAAUUGCGGCUGUAUCGGCCGGUGCUGCGGUGUUUGAGCAGACUGACCAUCGUCCUUGCUGUGGUCUUCAUCGUGAUCCAUCUGCGGCCGCAUUUCCGCAAGAUUGAUGUCGCCUACAUAUCAAAGUCGACACCCGACAUGCUCGACGAGGCGCGGCGGCCGUUUCCAAAGAUCAUUCACCAGAGCUGGAAGACAGAUUGCCUGCCCACGAAAUUCGAGCACUGGUCCGCCACCUGGAAAGCCAACCAUCCGAAUUGGACCUAUAUCCUCUGGACCGAUGAGGAGAACCGCAAUCUCGUUAGUCACCACUAUCCGUGGUUCCUGAGCACCUAUGACUCGCUUCCAAAGCCAAUUAUGCGCGCUGACGCAGCCCGAUAUAUCUACAUGCAUAAAUACGGAGGAGUCUAUGCUGACCUCGACAUGGAGUCCCUGAGGCCCCUUGACGACCUGGUGGAAGGUCGCGAGCUGAUUCUGGGCCAGAUGGGCACUCAGAUCAGUCCCUGGUGGCAGCACAGCCUGCCUAAUGCCUGGAUGGCAUCCAAGCCCAAUCAUUCCUACUGGAUGCACUGUCUGCAAGACAUCAUGAACACCAUGGAGCACCGUCGCAGCCAUGGAGAUCCCUGGCUGAGCGUCAACGCCGAGUAUGUCACCGGUCCUGCCAUGCUCCAUCGAGUCUUUUUGAAUUAUAUUCAGCUGCCUCUGGCUCAGCGAGAGCCGGUAUUCAUCGCAGAUGCAGACAUUGUGUUUCCGUACGACUGGAGCAACAUCUCUCCGCACUACCAGGUCUGCGCUGCAACCAACAUUCGCAUGUUCAACGUCGAACGAUGCAAGGCCCUUGUCACAACAGAGCGGACGGUAUCGAUAACAUACUGGAGUCACAGCUGGGAGCCACAGAUGAUGAACGCUGACCUCACGACCGAAAUGGGGCUGGAGAAGAUGUAGCUUGACGGCAAAGCCCGCACAUCAUAAGGGCGCGCCUGUGCCAUCACCAACAGCCGCUGGCUCUUUCCGAGGGUCGUUUCCAAAGUUGAGACUAGCUGGCUAUCCGAGCGUUGCCUCGGUGCUGAGGAUGGCACCAUGUGAAUACCGCUCUGGGGCUGGGCACUGGGUUUCUGCGAAUAAACCUUC